Molecule: messenger RNA, 1020 nt
Organism: Penicillium chermesinum
Lineage: Eukaryota; Fungi; Ascomycota; Eurotiomycetes; Eurotiales; Aspergillaceae
Product: glutathione S-transferase family protein
Exons: 5
Coding region: 1-1020 (339 amino acids)
Cellular component (GO): cytoplasm
Molecular function (GO): glutathione transferase activity
Source: RefSeq, a predicted model, not a curated record
AUGGCGACUUCUGCACCGAGCAAGAUCACCGACUGGGUGGAUCCUAAAGAUAAGUCGGGCGAGUUCAAGCGACAGCAAUCCGUCUUCCGCAACUUCAUCUCUCGCGAACCCGGCGCAGAGUUCCCUCCCGAGAAGGGCCGUUAUCAUCUUUACGUUUCUUAUGCCUGUCCUUGGGCGCACCGUACGUUGAUUACUCGCAAGCUAAAGGGCCUGGAAGAUUUUAUCUCCUUCACGUCAGUGCACUGGCACAUGGGUGAACAUGGAUGGCGUUUCCCUACCCCCGAUGAAAAGCUCCCUGGGGAAAACACAACCCCAGAUCCAUUGCAUUCGGACUUUACGCAUCUGCGCCAGAUCUACUUCUCCAAUGAUCCCGACUAUGCAGGCCGAUUCACUGUUCCAACGCUCUACGACAAGAAGACGAAAAAAAUUGUCAGUAACGAGAGCUCCGAAAUCAUCCGCAUGUUCUACUACGAAUUCGACGACCUCCUCCCAGAGCCCUACAAGAGCCUAGACCUCUAUCCAGCCACCCUGCGGCCGCAAAUUGAUGAAUCAAACGAGUGGAUUUACAACGACGUCAACAAUGGCGUCUACAAGUCCGGCUUCGCAACCACCCAAGAAGCAUACGAGAAAGCCGUAACGACCCUCUUCAGCUCUCUCGACAGAAUCGAGAAGCACCUGGCCCAGCAGGCGGCCGUCUCGCCCUUCUUCUUCGGCACUCAGGUCACCGAGGCUGAUAUCCGGCUCUUUACGACGAUUGUCCGCUUUGAUCCGGUCUACGUGCAGCACUUUAAGUGCAAUAUCCGCGAUAUCCGAUCUGGGUAUCCGGCUAUUCAUCGCUGGCUGAGGGCGCUUUACUGGGAUAUUCCCGCCUUUGGGGAGACUACGCAGUUCGAGCAUAUCAAGUUCCAUUAUACAAAGAGUCAUAAGCAGAUUAACCAGUUCGCUAUUACACCUGUUGGGCCUGUUCCGGAUAUUUUGCCCAAGGAUCAGGAGGUCAAUGCUGUGACCGUGGCUCGUUAA